AUGUACAUUUCAAGGACAUUGCUGACGAAUACUGCGGUAUGGGCAUCAGGUGGCUCUCCUACGCGCCGGCGGGUGAGUCACUCAUCGCCUAGUGUUUUUCGUCCCUAUACCGAAAUAGAUAGUCCCGGGUCGUUCGAGUCAGUUGACAGUCACAGUGAAUCAAAUGUUGAUCUAACGGGCGCUGACAAGCUUUCGCCGGCAGCCGCUUCUGAAGAGCCGCUGUCGUCCACUCUUCGGCAUCGCCAGCGGGCGGUGACAACGAAGUCGCCUGGUCUGAGGAGCGCCUCCAACAGUCCGUCGCGUCACACCAUUAACCCAAAUCACACUGUACGGGAUCCGGAUCGAUAUCUACUGCGAAGUGGUCUAGUAAACGUAGACGGAGAUGCAGCCGAAAGGCUUGACCGCGAAGAGGAUCUUCCUGGAGAGGACAGUCAAAGCGAGGGUCGUGGUGCACGUGACGACGAACUGGUCAGCGAGCACCAACGCUCCGCUGAGUAUCCAGAGCAAGCUACUGAAUCUUUGUCAGAUUCGGAAGCUGUGAAGACACUUGUCGAGAUGGUGGCUACAACAAAUACGCAUGACAUUGUCUCUCAUUCGCGAAAGAAAGACUUGGUCGACGCAUUCAAUGUGUACCUUCCAGUUGGCGAACGGUUCUUUGUAGAAUCGCUCUCUGACGCAUCUGAACCGAGGGAAUUUGUGAGAGGUCCUCUUCUCGGUGUGGGAGGAAAUGGCCUAGUUUUCGAGGCGCGUGACACUGAUGGACAUGUAUACGCCUUGAAACUCCUUCUCAUUCGUAUGAACUCUUUUCUGGAGGCCGUAGGAGAUAUGGGCGAGGAGGCCUGGAGGCGCGAAGAGGAGUGGGUAUUCUCCAGGGCUCUCCGCAAGGAGAUGAAAAUCCUCAGCUUCUUUCCGCCUGACAAAACGCCGGAGCAGUUGUAUGAAGAAGGUUUUGUCCUCCCUUUGUUUCAGGGUGUCCUCGCCGGGAAGCCUCGCGUGACUCCCUUAACGGACGAUUUCGGCGCCACAGGCGUUGUCGUGGGAUUUCAUAAGGUGGCGUGUAGCGUGGGGCAACUGUUUGGAGCCCAUUGUCUCCCUGAUCGAGUCAAACUCGAGCUGACAAAGCAAAUGGUGGAUCGCGUGGCUCAUCUCCAUAGCUACGGCAUUCUCCAUGGCGACGUUAAGUGGGAAAACUUCUUCCUGGACAGGAACGGACGCGUCUUCCUCGGAGAUUUCGAGCAGUCCCAACUUUUUGGACACGGGCAGACUGCGCCAUGUGGUCCACGAGGUGGAGGCACUCCCUCACUCCACGAGCCUGCCCGAGCGGCAUGUUAUUUUGCUGACCCAGACCGUCGAUUAGACCUCUUGGCAAGUCGAGACAGCUGGUGCCUCGGAGUUGUUUUUUUCAAACUCUGGUGCCAUCGGUUACCCUUUGGACUGCAACUCAGUCGAUCUGACAUGCCACGGUUCAUGAACCAGCUGGCCACCAUUGAACGGGAUGGUUUGGUCCCCGAUUUCGCCAGCUGCCGGGGAACGGAACACAUGCCAGAAGAUGUGAAGGAUUUGAUUACUGCCCUGCUCUACUAUGACCGAUACAGUCGGGAGGCGCCACUGAGUCUCGUCGAAAAAUCGCCCCUUUUCCAUCGCGUACCCCGCGAGAAGAACGACGUGGACGUGGACCUUGGUGUCCAUGGAAAUCUUGUCACUGCGACGUCCAGCCCAGCAUCUGAAACGCAACCCGAAGCGCUGUCCAGAUGA
Neospora caninum is the source of this 1755-nucleotide messenger RNA. RefSeq lists its product as uncharacterized. The record is from RefSeq and is a predicted model, not a curated record. Bases 1 to 1755 code for a protein of 584 amino acids. Gene Ontology annotation, molecular function: protein kinase activity; ATP binding. The transcript has a single exon. NCBI's taxonomy places the organism in Eukaryota, Apicomplexa, Conoidasida, Eucoccidiorida, Sarcocystidae. Gene Ontology annotation, biological process: protein phosphorylation.